UUUUAGGAAGUAAAUCUAAAAUUUUAAAUGGACACCAAAGUUACAGCUGGCCACAAUUAAUUUCAGCCUCCAGGUCUAUCAGAUCCUCCAUUGGCAUGGUUCUAGCGUCCCCAUCCUCGCAGAUCCUGCACUAUAAAUCCACCCCACAUACCUUCGUUUCCAACUCACCCAAACAGGCAAUUUUCCUUCAUUUGCAGAUUUUUUUCCCUCGCUUGACAAUGGCUCGCAAGAAGGUGGCCCUCCGGUACAUCCGCAAUAACUCGGCGCGGCGCAAUGCCUUGAAGAAGCACACUAAGAUCCUGAUGAAGAAGGCAGGUGAGGUGGCCGCCGUGCCCGAUGCUAAGGCAUGUGUGGUCGUGUAUGGCGAGGGCAUGGCGGUGCCAGAGGUGUUCCCAUCCCAUGCCGAGGCAGUGGCUAUCCUGAAUCAGUUCAAGAGCAUGCAAGAGGAGGCGCGACUAAAGAAGACGAUGGACCAAGAGAGCAUCCUCCGCGAGCGUAUCGUAAAGCUCCGAGACCAGGUCCAGAAGGCUAGGCGCGAGCAGCAGGACCAGGACGCCAAGAUUCUCCUGUAUAAGGCCUUGAAAAGUGGCCACAUCCCAGACAACAUCGAGGAGCUCACAGCCCUGGGAUCGAAGGUGGACUCAAUCCUCAAGAGCCUAGGUGAAUGCACCCAAAAAAUGAGUGGACAUCCACCAGUUGACCAAGCCCAGGCACCAUACAUCACCAAUGGCAUGGGCAUGGGGCCUCCAAUUAUGUAUCAGGCACCACCACAGCAACAGGAGGGUCGUCUUAACACUGUGAGGUUCGAAAGGGCCCCUACCACUGUGAUCUACAAUAGUGACAAUACUGGUGGCCAUGACGGCAAUAACGUCGUCUUCUCUCGUGGUCACAUGAAUAUGUAA
Molecule: messenger RNA, 902 nt
Organism: Triticum aestivum (bread wheat)
Lineage: Eukaryota; Viridiplantae; Streptophyta; Magnoliopsida; Poales; Poaceae
Product: agamous-like MADS-box protein AGL80
Exons: 1
Coding region: 96-902 (268 amino acids)
Molecular function (GO): protein dimerization activity; DNA binding
Source: RefSeq, a predicted model, not a curated record